AUGCAGUCCUCGCGUACUCGGCUGAUAUGUCGCGCUCAUAACCGCUUCACGCCCUCGAUCGUUCUAUGGCAGCAUUUCGUCGCACCCAACCCGCCUAUCCUCAAUAAUCAGCAGCGCCUUUCGUCCUCGGCAACGGGAACCACAGGAGCCUCACAAGGUCGCGCUACCGACAAUGGCCUAACUCUUGAUCCUCACGAAACGAGCAGUCUCCAACAAUUCGAAAGCGAGAUAGCAGCAUCAGAAGACAUUACUCUGAGGCCAGCUCCAACAAUCAGAAAAACGCCCACUGCCAGGGGCCAUUGGUUUGAAACCAAGGUGGAAGCGUCAAUUGCCAAAAACGUUCGAACGAAGUAUGACAGUCGGCAAGCCUCGCUCAACGCGUCCGAGGAGCUGCUAGCUUCUGCAAGAGCUGCCUUCGAGCUGUCUUCAGAUUACGAGGGUAUUGUUGUCCAACCUAUGGCAAGUCGUAAGGCUAUCAAAGAAAGUAGUCUGCCAUGGUGUCUCAAGGACGAAGAGAGGACCAUGUCCGGGAUUGACAGACUUGCUAUUGAAAUUGAAAGAUUUUACGAAUUUGCAAGGCCAACCCGGUAUGAAAACGUCGCACGGAAACACGUCAUCAAACAGGUGCAAAGCCAUGUUCGACAAUUCCUUCCAGACCACGUACUCGAAGUGUUCGGCUCAGAAAGGACUGGCAUACCCCUCGCUAUGUCAGACAUUGAUUUUCGGUUGAUAUGGCGGUCCAGGGUGACAGACCCUGCGCAGGCUAAGUUGCCACCGACGCGCAGUGAGCGAUCAGAGGCAAUGAAAGACCUGCGGGAAUUAUACUGGACCAACUUGAGGAGACACAAAGCAUACUUGUUACCUAAGCUCCGCUACGCGCGGUAUCCGCUCAUCUCGAUGCAGGAUCGACAGUCAGGGUUGGACGUACAGAUCGUGUUGUCGAAUGAUACCUCUAUAUCGAGAGUGAUCAUGCAUGACUACAUGGAGCAGUAUCCCUAUUUGCGUCCGGUAUACUAUGUCGUCAAGACCAUGUUUGACGUCCGUGGGCUCUCGGACGUCUUUCGGGGUGGCUUUGGCUCAUACUCGCUCUUCAUGAUGAUUGUAGCCAGUGUACGGCACAAGCCAAACCCACGAAACGAUACCGCAGGAGCCUUGAUCAAUUUUCUAUCAUUCUGGCGCGACUUCGACACAAGGAAACAAGGCAUCUCCAUCGAACCACCCGAGUUUUUCGACAAAGACUCGGACCUGUUCAUCACCGACGAAGUCAAAUCCAAGAUCAAGGCAGGGACGGUCAAUGACCUACCUUCGUAUAUGCUCUCCCUCCGCGACCCCGCCGACGAAACCAACAAUUUAGGUCGUAGAGGUAUUGCCAUAAAACAUGUCCAAGCCACUUUCAGCUUGCUCCUUCGACGGUUGAGAGCUGACAUGAAAGCCAACCAACGCCCUUCCCUCCUAUGCCCGCUAGUCGGCCACUCAUACAUGCUUGACUAUGAACGCCGCGGCAGGUUGCAGGAUUACGGGAGGAAAGUGAUGAGACAGACGCAGGCGGGUCUUGCCGUAAAAGCAAAGGCGAUAAGGGAUGCAGAGGAUAAGGAGACGACGGAGAAGGAGGCAAUGGACAAGGAGACGAUGGGCAUGGCCGUAGAACAGGAGAUGAAAGAGGAGGAAGAAACGCUAAGAUUGGCGAGGGAGGAGAGGGAUAGAGAGUGGCAGCGCUUGGCAAAGGCGAGAGACGAGCGCUUGAGGCUAAAAGCGGAGAGUUUGAGUUUGCUGGAACAUGGGGAGGCUACAGCCAAUAUCUUGGACAUACCCGCAGUGGAAGAGGAUGCGAGCACCAAAACUAUGGGUGCACAAGACGAAGGACAGUCUAGACCAAAUCAGCCGGCUGAAGUAACCAUAGAGUCGAAAAGCUCAUAA
This is a messenger RNA of Cucurbitaria berberidis CBS 394.84, 1917 nucleotides long. RefSeq lists its product as uncharacterized. The record is from RefSeq and is a predicted model, not a curated record. The transcript is spliced from 3 exons. Gene Ontology annotation, molecular function: poly(A) RNA polymerase activity; mRNA binding. Gene Ontology annotation, cellular component: TRAMP complex; nucleolus. Lineage: Eukaryota; Fungi; Ascomycota; Dothideomycetes; Pleosporales; Cucurbitariaceae. Bases 1 to 1917 code for a protein of 638 amino acids. Gene Ontology annotation, biological process: RNA 3'-end processing.